GAGGAAGGAGUUAAAUCUCCCUCCUUGGAGGUCGCUACACCCGGGGAGCGUCCCUUAGGCCCCGCCCCGGCACGCUGACUGGCCCACGCCUUCCCGGUCCUGCCCCGGGACUGGCCGCUGGGAGCGCGCCUCCGGCGUUGCCUUGGUCCCGGACUCGCCUUUCGGGCCAUAGCGGCCUCCUGCCGGAGGUGUAGGAGCUGCCGCCUCUGGGCUGCCCUCCAGCCAUGGGGCUAUCGGAAGCGCCGGGGCGGCUGCCCAGCUGUAGCGAGGGAUGGGGCGGGAGCCGGAGCGACCUCGGCUCCUGCGGGCUGUGCGGAAAGCCGCUUGAGCGCCGUUCGAGGGUUAGCCGGGGACCGCCCGUAGGCGGCUGCGUGCAGAGGAGCCCCGGCCCAGGAAAUGCGCGCUGGGGCCCGGGAGGUCGCUGCAAGAGUGUCCAUAACGGGAGCCUGAGUCUACCCAGCGAUGCAACUGGUCCUGGAAUUAGUUCUCCCGCCUUUCAGCCUGCCGGGCCCUCCCAGGCGGGUGGGGCCACAGAUUUCAGCCCCGCCUUCCGAGCACGGAUCCUGCGGGGGGGGGGGGUGGGGGAGGCCCUUAAGACCUCGAGUGACUCACGGAGGAGGGGCGAGGGGGCUCAAAGAUCUCUGUGAGACGGCGAUGCAGAGUCUCCAAGGAUCGUCCUUGCACCCUCUCCACUCCUUCCUCCAACCGGGACAUCCAGGUUAGAGGCCUUUUCUAGGUGAGCUCCUGCCACUCGGGUGGGAUCCCCCACCUUGGUCAGAGUUUCUCACAGAUCAGAACUUUCCUGACAGGUAAAGGCUUUCCCAGCAGGGGAGAGCUUCCCUCCAGGUAAGACUCCCCUUUCUGGAAUCCACUACCAGGUGAAAGCUUUCUCCCAUUAUAGGUGGGAGCCUCCCCCAGGUCAGAGCUUCCCUUAAGUGAGAAUCCCCUCUAGACCGGAACAUUCCUGGCAGGUGAAAACUUUCCCCCAGAUAAGCCCUCCCCUUCUAAGAGCUCCUAUUCCCAGGUGAGAACUGUUCCUGGGAUAGCUUCCCCCGGGUAAGAACUCCCUCUCCCCACAUCUCCUAGAUUCCCAAGUGAGAUCUUUCCCCUUAUUCGGUGGUAGCUACUGGGCAGAUGAGAAAUUCUCCCCAGGACAGAACUUACCUCACUGGUGAAAACUUUCCUGUCAGGUGAGAGCUUCCCCUUAGGUGAGAUCGUUCCCCCUUCAGAUGGGAGCUUGCCUUUACAGGCAGAAACCUUUCCUUCCAGGUGAGAGCCACCCCUGGCUUUCCCAGAAGAGGCCUGAACUUGUCUACAGUCUGGACCCUGGGGCCAGAGGCCCAGGGGCAAUCUUAGCCCCAAAACUUACCUUCUCUUAGAGCCUCCUCAUGUGACGAAAAUCUUGCCUAGUUUGCUGGAUUCCUUCCUUGCAUGUGCUCCCAGACAGCAUGCACUGGGCUCAUGGGCAGUUGGAUAAGGACUCAGACUAGACAGGGAUUGGCUGGGGAAGAGCAGGGCCUGAGGGAAGGGGGCUAGGAGGGGCAGUCAGCCUGGGACCCAGACUGGUGAACACUCAGGGCUGGGCAGUCGCAGCUGGGCUGAAGCUUUGGUUGCGCUCAUCCUGCUGUCUUCGUGGGGGACUUUGGCCCAUCAAGAGUCUGCCACCAGCCAAAGUUCAGGUACUGCCCCUGGCUGGGCGUGGGCAUGGAGCCCGCAGGAACCAGCUGGGGGGGUUGGACCUACCUAGAUCUUGGGACCUAGAGAAGUCAGGUGGGUGACUUUCUGGUCCCUUGGGGAGGUAGGGCCAGGAGUGCCCUCACUAUGUCUCUCGCCUCACCACCCCAGACAAAGGGACACACAGGCACUGCUGUCCACAACGCAUGCGAUGGAGCUGAGGAGGCGAGACUACCAUGUGGAGCGGCCACUGCUGAACCAGGAACGGCUGGAGGAGCUGGGAAGGAGGGGUUCAGCAGCUGGGACCCGCCAAUGGCGAACCUGGUUUCGGUGUUCCCGUGCUCGGGCCCGAGCCCUUCUGCUCCAAUACCUCCCAAUUUUGGCUUGGCUACCCCAGUAUCCAGUGCGUGAGUGGCUUCUGGGUGACCUGUUGUCUGGCCUGAGUGUGGCCAUUAUGCAGCUACCACAGGGCCUGGCCUACGCCCUUCUGGCUGGACUGCCCCCUGUGUUUGGCCUCUACAGUUCCUUCUACCCUGUCUUUAUCUAUUUCCUAUUCGGCACUUCCCGGCACAUCUCCGUGGGCACUUUUGCUGUCAUGUCCGUGAUGGUGGGCAGUGUGACAGAAUCGCUGGCCCCAGAUGAGGCCUUCCUGCAGGACUUGAACUCCACAGUCAAUGUAACGGCCAGAGACGCUGCCCGGGUGCAGCUGGCCUCCACACUCAGUGUCCUGGUUGGCCUCUUCCAGGUGGGGCUAGGCCUGGUGCAUUUCGGCUUUGUGGUCACCUACCUGUCUGAGCCUCUUGUCCGCGGCUAUACCACAGCUGCAUCCGUGCAGGUCUUCGUCUCGCAGCUCAAGUAUGUGUUUGGCCUCUAUCUGAGCAGCCGCUCUGGGCCGCUGUCCCUCAUCUAUACAGUACUGGAGGUCUGCUGGAAGCUGCCCCAGAGCGUGGUGGGCACCAUGGUGACCGCAGUUGUGGCAGGGGUGGUACUCGUGCUGGUGAAGCUGUUGAAUGACAAACUACGUCGACAUCUGCCCCUGCCGAUCCCCGGGGAGCUGCUUACGCUCAUCGGGGCCACGGGCAUCUCCUACGGCGUGGGCCUGCAGCACAGAUUUGGGGUGGAUGUCGUGGGCAAAAUCCCUGCAGGGAUGCUGCCUCCAGUGGCCCCCAGCCCCCAGCUGUUUGCCAAGCUUGUGGGAAAUGCCUUCGCCAUCGCUGUGGUUGGGUUCGCCAUUGCCAUCUCGCUGGGGAAGAUUUUUGCCCUGAGGCAUGGCUACCGGGUGGACAGCAACCAGGAGCUGGUGGCCCUCGGCCUUAGUAACCUCAUCGGGGGCAUCUUCCAGUGCUUCCCUGUGAGCUGCUCUAUGUCCCGGAGCCUGGUUCAGGAGAGCACGGGGGGCAACACACAGGUGGCUGGAGCCGUCUCCUCCCUCUUCAUCCUCAUUAUCAUCCUCAAACUUGGUGAACUCUUCCAAGACCUGCCCAAGGCAGUCCUGGCAGCCGUCAUCAUCGUGAAUCUGAAGGGCAUGCUGAUGCAGUUCAGAGACAUAUGCUCCCUCUGGAAGGCAAAUAGAGUGGAUCUGCUCAUCUGGCUGGUGACCUUUGUAGCCACUAUCCUGCUGAACCUGGACAUUGGUCUGGUAGUGGCAGUAGUCUUCUCCCUGCUGCUCGUGGUGGUCCGCACACAGAUGCCCCACUACUCUGUCCUGGGCCAGGUGCCAGACACGGAUAUUUACAGAGAUGUGGCAGAAUACUCAGAAGCCAGGGAGGUCCCGGGCGUGAAGGUGUUCCGCUCCUCGGCCACCGUGUACUUUGCCAACGCUGAGCUCUACAGUGACGCGCUGAAGCAGAGGUGCGGUGUGAACGUGGACCACCUCAUCUCCCAGAAGAAGAAGCUGCUCAGGAAGCAGGAGCUGAAGCUGAAGCGACUGCAGAAGGAGAAUAAGCUCCUGAAACAGGCUGCCGCCUCCAAGGGCACUUCGGUUUCCAUCAGUGUCAACGCCAGUGUCACCGACAUCGACAGCAGCAAUGCAGAGGACUCCAAGGCCAAGCAGGGGACUGCAGGGAAUGAGCUAGAGGAUAUGGCAGCCAGGGGUCCAGAAGAUGCCAAGGCCCCAGACAUGUCCUCACUGAAGGCCCUGGGCCUGCCUCAGCCAGAUUUCCACAGCCUCAUCCUGGAUCUGGGCGCCCUCUCCUUUGUAGACACUGUGUUCCUCAAAAGCCUGAAGAAUAUUUUCCGUGACUUCCGGGAGAUCGAGGUGGAAGUCUACAUGGCCUCCUGUCACUCUCCCGUGAUCACCCAGCUUGAGGCCGGGCACUUCUUCGAUGCAACUAUCACCAAGCAGCAUCUCUUUGCCUCUGUCCACGAUGCUGUCAUCUUUGCACUCCAGCGUCUGAGGUCCAGCCCCGUCAGCCCUGUUUCGGUUACCAAACUCUGACCGUGCUGCCCCCUGCCUGAGACUGCUCACAUCUGGAGGUUGUGAUGGGGUACCCAUGAGAACCCCCCAACCCCUGGGCUGCCUCCAUGUGUUCCCCAGGAGUCCCCUCCACAUGCACACACACACACAACUCAGGGAUGGAGGUCCUGGGACUCCAAGUUCAAUUCUCUAGGCCUGCGAUGAGGCACUGGGCAAGUUGGAGGAGCAUACAUGGUUUUAGUCUCAGGAAUAAAGAUUUGUUUGCCCAA
This is a messenger RNA of Vicugna pacos (alpaca), 4359 nucleotides long. The record is from RefSeq and is a predicted model, not a curated record. NCBI's taxonomy places the organism in Eukaryota, Metazoa, Chordata, Mammalia, Artiodactyla, Camelidae.